Myxozyma melibiosi is the source of this 815-nucleotide messenger RNA. Its product is annotated as 13 kDa ribonucleoprotein-associated protein. The record is from RefSeq and is a predicted model, not a curated record. The transcript is spliced from 3 exons. Bases 90 to 470 code for a protein of 126 amino acids. Gene Ontology annotation, biological process: mRNA splicing, via spliceosome; maturation of LSU-rRNA; ribosome biogenesis. Gene Ontology annotation, cellular component: cytosolic large ribosomal subunit; nucleolus; precatalytic spliceosome. Lineage: Eukaryota; Fungi; Ascomycota; Lipomycetes; Lipomycetales; Lipomycetaceae. Gene Ontology annotation, molecular function: RNA binding.
UGCAAGGAACCCUUUUUAAAUUCGCAUAUUUCAUCCGCUACUCAGAUCGACUUUUUCCAUCUUCCAUCUAUCAAUCUCUAUCCUUUACAAUGUCUGCUCCCAACCCCAAAGCCUUCCCCCUCGCCGACGCUGCUCUCACCCAGCAGAUCCUUGAUCUUGCUCAGCAGGCUACUCACUACCACCAGCUCAAGAAGGGUGCCAACGAGGCCACCAAGACUCUCAACCGCGGCAUCAGCGAGUUCAUCAUCAUGGCCGCCGACACCGAGCCCAUCGAGAUCCUCCUCCACCUCCCCCUCCUCUGCGAGGACAAGAACGUCCCUUACGUCUUCGUCCCCUCCAAGCUCGCUCUCGGCCGUGCCUGCGGUGUCAGCCGUCAGGUCAUCGCUGCCUCCGUCACCUCCAACGAUGCCUCCCAGCUCAAGACCCAGAUCUACGCCAUCAAGGACAAGAUCGAGCGUCUGCUCAUCUAAAUCAAUCUAGCUGGUUAGGUAUCAUGUAUUAUAGAUCAGCAUGUGACUAAACUUAGGUUGGUCAUGUCCAUUACCUCCGCUACAUGGUACACUGCGUUUAGUUGAAUGAUCGCGCAUCGGUUUUCUUUUUGUUGUACAUUAUUUUAAUAUCUGUUUGUCUUAAAAAGCUAUCGAAUUUUAUUUAUAUUCUUGGAUUAUUUGCUCUUAGCUGCAUGUCUCUCGUUCUGCCCGAAAGAUGAUCUUUCUGACAAGUCGAGGUCGAGUAGACCUCUGCCAACUACCGCUGUAACAAGACACUCUUGCUCUACUUGAAGGUCAACAAACUCUCAUAGUAGAAGACCUUUA